GGCGGUAGAAAUGGAGAGUAAAAGGACUGGGAGGGAAAGCGAAAACGCUGAAGAGACAUGGCGUGGCAGCAAGACAAAAUAACAGGAUUUCAGCCCAACGAAAAGGAGUUAUCUGAAGAACAAAGUAAAUCUUGACGGGUCGAGCUAGCGUUUACUGACUGGAGGAUUUUCAUUUCGCUUUGCUUUGGUCUCGCCGCGUAAUCAGUGCGCACUGUGUGUUGUAUCUGCAGAGAAAUCUGUAGCGAAAAACACAGCCUGGCAGGAUUAAAGUAUGAGUCGAGAUGUGUGGUCAAAAAAGAAAGCCAAUGCCAGUGGUGACAAUGGUUGGGCUGAGAGGGGCGGCUACAUGGCUGCCAAAGUUUCUAAGCUGGACGAGCAGUUUAAACUGGAAGCCCCCAGAGAGAAGCAGAAGGACGGGACAUGCUCCACUAUUUUCAGCGGAAUAUCUAUCUAUGUUAAUGGAUAUACAGACCCGAGUGCGGAUGAGCUGCGCAGGCUGAUGAUGCUGCACGGCGGUCAGUUCCACACGUACUACUCUCGCUCCAAGACCUCUCACAUCAUCACCAACAACCUGCCCAACAGCAAAAUCAAGGAGCUGAGAGGGGAAAAGAUCGUCCGGCCGCUGUGGAUCACUGACAGUAUCCAGGCUGGGUGUCUCCUGCCCUGCCUGCAGUACCAGCUCUACAAUCAGAAGGGCCCGCUCUUCCCUGCCAUGAUUUCCCGCCAGACGCCUGAGAUGGCAGGGCCGAGCCAUCAGAAGCUCCACCUGCCGCAGCGCAGCAUGCAGCGCUCUGUUCUCAACCAGGAAAGCCAGAAUAACUCCCUCCCCCCCCCGAACCACAGUCGACUUUACCCAGACAACAUCCAACCUCAGUCCGUGCAGCCGAGCUCUGCUGCUCGCCUCAUCAACCCACAGCCAAGCCACUUAGCAUCCACUUACCUCAACACAGAUCCCAGGCACAGAAGCCCCUCACACACCCACCUGCUGUCUAACCCCAGCCCCACAAAACCCCCCCUCAAGCCCCCACUGUCCCCUUUACAAAACCCUCAAGCUAAUCUGCAGCACCAGAGGGCCGGUCAACAACAACCUCACAGCAACUCUUCUUACAACAGCAGCUGCAAGGAAGUGGAGUUAAAGAUAAAUGGGUUCCUGCAGACCUCAUUUGACGUGAUGAGCCAUUCAAAAUUAAAAGAAAUGCAAGAGUGUGGCAAAGCAGAUCCUCUCCCGCAGGUGGUGAAGGAAGCUCACCUGACGAAUGGACACUCUCACCUUGUUAAUGGUGCCUUAAAGCCAGAGGACCUGCUGUCCCCUGCUCAACCCUCUGAUGACACGGAGCUGCCUCAACGCAGAGUCAAGAGUUCACACGAUAAACCUCACAGUCCUCCAGGGCCGUUUCAGACCAAACCCGACCCUUAUGAGUUCCCCCAGAGUCCUCCAAAGCAAUCCGAGCAGUCUGUGGUCUCUCUGAAGCAAUCCAGUUCACAUGAAGCCAACGAGAAGAGACUUAAACCUCCACCACCCACCUACCAGGAGGCUUUAAAAGCCACGGAAACCCACCUACUCCCAAAACAGCUCCACCCAUCCCGUCCAGUUAAUUCACAUCCAGAAAAGACUCCUCUUUCCCCCGCACAUCGCUCUCUUUCACAUUCUCCUGUCCGUCUGAACGGGAGUCACCACAAUGCCUUUUCAUCUGCCUCGCUAAACUCAACCAACAUAACAUCCAAACCUCAUCAUCCCACUGAAAAGUCCCCGUCGCCGUCUAAGUCCUCGGCGCAGCUGAUGGCCCAGACAGGCGGACUGAUCUCUGAGUAUUACUCUCACUCACGUUUACACCAGAUCUCCACGUGGAGGUCCGGCUUCUCGGAGUAUGUCAACGAGCUGCACAGCAAGAGGAAAGCAGCGGGGGGCGCCUCCUUCCCAGGGAGGGAACGAUUGAGGAAGUCGGUGGCCCAGCGCUCAGACAGAGGAGGUACGUCUGCACCCACAAGUGUCAAAUCGUGUAUAUUUCACGUGGACAUGGACUGUUUCUUCGUGUCUGUGGGGAUCCGACAUCGACCAGAGCUCCAAGGGAGGCCAGUAGCUGUGACCAGUAGCCGUGGACAGGGCCGGGUCCCCCUGCGGCCCGGGGCCCAGCCUCAGCUGGAGAGCCAGUACUACCAGAGGAAACAUGCUCCCCCUGAGAUGGAAGAUGAGGAUCUGGACAGAAGUCCAUCAGAAGACAGUCCUGUCCCCCAUACUAACGGAGUGGACCAGGAUACUGCGACUCUCUCUAGGGCAGAGAUUGCAUCCUGCAGUUAUGAGGCCAGACUCAAACUGCUCCUCUGUUCAGGGUCCAACAUCCUUCUGGCUCGGCUGGCCACCCGAAAGGCCAAGCCGGACGGACAGCACCUGCUGAAGCCUGAAGAGGUGGAUGAUUUCAUCAGAGAGCUGCCAGUGACCAGCCUGCCAGGUGUGGGACCUGUAAUGGGCAGGAAGCUGGCAGGAAUGGGUGUGCGGUCGUGUGGGGAUCUCCAGCAGGUUUCUCUGUCUCAGCUGCAGAAGAAGUUCGGACCCCGGACCGGACAGACUCUGUUCCGCUUCUGCAGGGGCCUCGACGAGCGGCCCGUCCGCUACGAGAAGGAGAGGAAGUCUGUCUCUGCUGAGAUGAACUACAACAUUCGCUUCACUAAGGUUGACGAGGCUGAGUCUUUCCUCAAUAACUUGUCCAUGGAGGUGCAGAAACGUUUACAGGACGCCGGGCUGCGGGGCCGCAGAGUGACCCUGAAGGUCAUGGUGCGCAAGGCUGGAGCGCCACUGGAGCCGGCUAAAUACGGAGGUCAUGGCAUAUGUGACAACCUCGCCAGGACUGUGAUGCUCGCUCAGUCCACAGACAGCGGUCAGCUGAUCGCCGCUGCGGUCAUCAAGCUGUUCCACGCCAUGAAGCUUCAGGUCCAGGAGACGAGGGGGAUCGGCAUCCAGGUCCAGCUCCUCGACGGACACCACUCCGGCCCCCAAGACUCCGCGGGCCCCGGGUCUCGCUCCAUCAAACAAAUGUUUCUACGCCAGGGAAGUGGCAGAUCCAGAAAAAUAGGUCAGUGUGAAGUCUCUGUGUUUCAGGUUUUAUCUUUGUUGCCGUCUGUGUCGUCCAUUACUAGUGAACCCAUGGAGGAGGACAUCCUGCAGGUGGUGAGGUUCUGCACUGAUCUGAUCGAGGAUAAAGAUCUGGAGAAAUUGGAUUUGAUUAUAAAAUAUAUGAAAAGGCUCAUGCAGCGGUCGCUGGAGUCUGUUUGGAGCAUGGCUUUCGACUUUAUUCUAGACAACGUGCAGUUGGUGGUGCAGCAGACGUAUGGUAGCACCCUGAAGGUAGCAUGAAGAGGAAGGUGCACUGUGUUCACUGUGUGUUACCAUGACACCCUUUUUGUUUUGUUACUAUCACAAUAUCUGCAAUACAAAUGAUGACGCCUAAAUGAUGCUUUUCCUGCUCGACACCCUGUUCUCAGUGGCGAGAGUAAGACACAAUUUAACGACGUCACACACUCGACAUGUGAAAGUGUUACAGGAGCCAUAACAGUAUUAGACAAGAGUGUGUACAGUAAAGUGAUUUCGGUACUUUUUUUUAAAGGAACACAAACUCAAAAGCAGGAAAAGUACUAAUAAACUACUCACCAAAACUCAGAACAGUGAUAAUCGUAGCGCUUUUUUGAAAAUCCAUCAUUUUCCAUAUGGAGUUCUUUUCUAAAUAUAUAAAGUUUUAUAUACUGAUUUUUGCAGGUGGAGUUUUAACUGUUUCUUAUUAAAAAAAAACAGGUCUUAUAAGAUUUAAAAUGUCCCUCCUGAUUUCCAUCUGCACUUAUGUGAUCUGAAGGUUUGAAUAAUGUAAGUCACAGGCACAUUUCUGUGUUUCUUUUGCAGUUAAAUAAGGUUUAAAAUGACAACAUAAUCAUCACGUUAAAACACAAAGCACCUUUUUAGAGAUUUCAGAAUCGGUUAGGGUUGUAGCACUCCUCAGACUUAGGACUUAUGGAUAAAGGA
Molecule: messenger RNA, 4012 nt
Organism: Notothenia coriiceps (black rockcod)
Lineage: Eukaryota; Metazoa; Chordata; Actinopteri; Perciformes; Nototheniidae
Gene: rev1
Product: REV1 DNA directed polymerase
Exons: 15
Coding region: 272-3352 (1026 amino acids)
Biological process (GO): error-free translesion synthesis; error-prone translesion synthesis
Cellular component (GO): nucleus
Molecular function (GO): damaged DNA binding; deoxycytidyl transferase activity; DNA-directed DNA polymerase activity
Source: RefSeq, a predicted model, not a curated record